This is a messenger RNA of Penicillium vulpinum, 660 nucleotides long. Its product is annotated as ribonuclease P subunit p20 family protein. Gene Ontology annotation, cellular component: ribonuclease MRP complex; nucleolar ribonuclease P complex. Bases 1 to 660 code for a protein of 219 amino acids. Gene Ontology annotation, molecular function: RNA binding. Lineage: Eukaryota; Fungi; Ascomycota; Eurotiomycetes; Eurotiales; Aspergillaceae. Gene Ontology annotation, biological process: tRNA 5'-leader removal; nuclear-transcribed mRNA catabolic process, RNase MRP-dependent; intronic box C/D snoRNA processing. The transcript has 2 exons. The record is from RefSeq and is a predicted model, not a curated record.
AUGGCAAAGGGGCCAUUGGAAAACAAGCUCCAAUUUGAGAAAAAGAACAAGGAUCUUAUCAAACUCCCAAAAUAUGCCAAAGUAGAGAAGCGCCCUAUACCUCAUGCACCAGUUGCAUCCCCAUAUGCUGGUGCCUCGGUGCCCAAGAUCGUCUACAUCUCCAAGAGCACGCCAUUUAUGAGUGCCGUCAAGCGCGUCCAGAAACUCCUCCUGCAGGCUGAGAAGCGCGCCACCGGAAACAUCAAUCUUGAGGAUACGCGUAAGAGCGAGAAACAGAUACUCGAGGAGCUGUCGAAGGUAUCAGAGAAGCGAGAGGAAGUUUUUGUGAAGGCGACAGGACGGGCAAUUGAGAAGGCGCUGAACGUAGCCAAAUGGUUCGAAGAGAAGGGAACCGAGUACACAGUCCGUGUCAAUACAGGCAGUGUGAUUGUCGUGGAUGAUAUCGUUGAGGAUGAAGAAACGAAAGCAAAAGAGGAACAGAAACGACAACGGCUGGAAGAAGCCUCAACUGACCAGGGAGAUGCGGCUUCUAAGCCGGAAUCCAAGUCAGCUGCAAAGAAGAGGAAACGCCAGGCUGCUGCGGUAGAAGAUAACACCGAGCUCCCUGAGAGCCGGACGAGGUGGAUUAAAAUGGUCGAGGUCGCCGUCAGCCUCAAGUGA